This is a messenger RNA of Trachymyrmex cornetzi, 2757 nucleotides long. RefSeq names its product adenosylhomocysteinase 2. Gene Ontology annotation, cellular component: cytosol. The record is from RefSeq and is a predicted model, not a curated record. The transcript is spliced from 11 exons. Gene Ontology annotation, biological process: L-methionine cycle. Bases 135 to 1865 code for a protein of 576 amino acids. NCBI's taxonomy places the organism in Eukaryota, Metazoa, Arthropoda, Insecta, Hymenoptera, Formicidae.
GACCGCAGCGACGCACAGGUUGAGACGCGGGGGCACCGUGAACGUAGCUACGAGUCUGAACCGCGCGCGGCUUCACGGAGUGCCGCCUGGCGGCCGAUUCGGGUGAUGUCGCGCGUGUGCCUUGCAUUCGAAAAAUGGCCGACAGCGGGGAUGGUAUGAACAGCACGUCGUCCGGGAAAGAAGCAAGAGGCACGCUUUCCGAUGGCCCGGUCACCGAUCCAGCGUCCAGUAUGAAGAGCCUAGAGGCAUCAAAUAAUGCCUUUCACGGCGCGAGAACAAAAUUAGACUCCAAGUCUGGAGCAUUGAAGAAGUCCAGUCGCUACCGGAGCCGCUCCUUGUCAGCUAGCAGCACCGACAGUUACAGUUCUGCCUCUUAUACAGGAAGCUCAUCCGACGAGGAUGACGUCUCACCGCGCGAGAAGAUCCAGAAGACAGAGAAGGGCUUCACGGAUUUUUGCGUGCGUAACAUCAAUCAGCAAGCCUUCGGCCGCAGAGAGAUCGAGAUCGCCGAGCAGGAGAUGCCGGGAAUCAUGGCAUUGCGGAAACGCGCGGGGGACGACAAGCCGUUAAAAAACGCCAAGAUUGUGGGAUGCACUCAUAUCAACGCGCAGACCGCCGUUCUGAUUGAAACACUGGUGGAACUCGGCGCGCAAGUGCGAUGGGCUGCAUGCAACAUUUAUUCCACACAGAACGAGGUAGCCGCGGCGUUAGCGUACGCCGGAUACCCGGUGUUUGCGUGGCGUGGCGAAACUGAGGAGGAUUUCUGGUGGUGCAUCGAUAAAUGCGUGGCUGCUGAAAAUUGGCAGCCUAAUAUGAUAUUGGACGACGGCGGUGAUGCUACUCACUUGAUGCUCAAGAAAUACAACGCCAUGUUCAAAAUGAUCCAAGGAAUUGUCGAGGAGAGCGUCACAGGUGUACAUAGAUUAUAUCAGUUGUCAAAAGCAGGAAAAUUGUCUGUUCCCGCGAUGAAUGUGAAUGAUAGUGUGACUAAAACGAAAUUCGAUAAUCUCUAUAGUUGCCGCGAGAGCAUCAUUGAUAGUUUGAAAAGAUCCACUGACAUCAUGUUUGGAGGGAAGCAAGUAGUAAUAUGCGGUUAUGGAGAAGUCGGGAAGGGAUGCUGUCAAGCUCUCAAAGGCUUAGGCUGCAUCGUGUAUAUCACCGAGAUUGAUCCCAUAUGCGCUUUGCAAGCCAGCAUGGACGGCUUCAGAGUGAUGAAGCUCAAUGAAGUCAUUCGAAAUGUAGACAUUGUUAUUACAGCGACGGGCAAUAAAAAUGUGGUCACGCGCGAGCACAUGGACAAGAUGAAGAACGGAUGCGUCGUGUGCAACAUGGGCCAUAGCAACACGGAGAUAGACGUCAACAGUUUACGCACGCCCGAUUUGACUUGGGAGAAAGUCAGAUCGCAAGUGGACCAUGUUAUUUGGCCGGACGGUAAGCGCAUCGUUCUGCUGGCAGAAGGUCGUUUAGUGAAUCUGUCAUGCUCGAGUAUUCCAUCCUUUGUGGUGUCGAUUACUGCCGCUACACAAGCGUUAGCCCUCAUCGAACUAUUUAACGCGCCACCAGGACGAUACAAGAGCGACGUUUAUUUGCUGCCGAAGAAAAUGGAUGAAUAUGUAGCGUCAUUACAUUUACCCACUUUCGACGCACAUCUGACGGAAUUGACGGAUGAACAAGCAAAAUACAUGGGUCUUAAUAAAGCGGGUCCAUUCAAGCCUAAUUACUAUCGUAACGAAAAUUGUAUGCGCGACGUGUUGCCCGCCAUGAACGAUGCAUCAUCCGCGACUAUUUAUACAUCAGCCGUUUUCCGCAAAAUGCGGAAAUCAGCCGCGUUUCGCAGGCGACUAAUGCAAAACUCGUGUACAUAAUUAUUUAAGGAGGGAGGACCGACACACGAAUUAAGGCGAUAAGCUCUAUCGUGGAUUACAGCCUGUUAAUCUCUGGUUAUCAUUGUUACUCCCUCGUGCACGGCACGAGGAAUGAUUUACGUAUCCAUACGUUUAGGAACAAAAUAAACGCCUAUCAUUUAGAGAAUUGAUCUUUCAGAUUGUUCUUUCUUGGAACCACCCUCAUCCUCUUGAUUGCGAGUUGAAACCGCUUCGUGUCGGUCCGCAUUACGAGUUAAAACCGCUUCGCGUCGGUCCGUAUUAUCAACAAUAAUUAACCGAAAGCACAAGACGCACAUUGAAUUUCAUAUUGCGUAAGAAUUUAUCUCGAUUCGUUGCAGUCCGUUCCAAUAAAAAUUCUCGGAACGAAUCAGGGCAUGACUCGAUCUCACAUCAGGAUGGAUCAGCAUCACCAGAAAAGCAAUCGAAAUAGAUUUGUUACGGAAAUAUUCGUGAACUAAUGUUUAGUUUGGAGAUGAUACGUGAUCUGUGAACGGAUAAGUGCAUUCCAGGUCUCCGUUAUGAGGCGAGGAAUAAAUUGAGAAACGAAGUCGCGUGGCACAAGCGUAGGCGAGAAUAAGUUUAGGACAGGGAAAAUCAAUAAUGACAAUGUUCCUACUCGAGGCCAGAGUUUUCGUUAAAUAAAUAUGUAGCAUUAUACAUAGCUAGAAUUUGUGAACCGUUUGAAUGGUAAUCCAACGAUGCGUCCUCUGAUCUGACGUUCUCCGUUUUGAACAUGAUGGGAAACCUAUAUGAAACGGGAAGCAUUAUUUUGUCUCCAUUGAUUCGAAGAUUCUUGUUAGCGUACAACCCGUACAACACAAACAGCUUAUAUCGAUGACUCGUGAAAACCGCUGCCAUUCAUUCCAACAAG